Molecule: messenger RNA, 2919 nt
Organism: Pseudonaja textilis
Lineage: Eukaryota; Metazoa; Chordata; Lepidosauria; Squamata; Elapidae
Gene: CLN8
Product: CLN8 transmembrane ER and ERGIC protein
Biological process (GO): nervous system development; lipid homeostasis; phospholipid metabolic process
Cellular component (GO): membrane; endoplasmic reticulum
Molecular function (GO): ceramide binding
Source: RefSeq, a predicted model, not a curated record
AAAAGGGAAACGAGGGCGGGUGCGAGGCCGGGUGCACGAGCACGCACCGUCUGCUAAGGCCGGCCUUGGCCGAAAGCCUUGAUCUGGACCCAGCUGGCCGUGAGGAGGGAGGGAGGGAGGGGGAGUUGUUAAGCGCAUGACGCGAAGACAACGUCUAUUUAAAAAACAAACAAACCCAAACCCCUUCCCUUCCACAGUAACAUAACUGAAGUCAGACGGGGUUAGUUGCAAAAGAGGAAGGGAAGCCGACCGACCCGUGAGGCCUUGGCGUCGACCGAUGACAAUGAGAAUUUGGUUGCUGCUCACUGCCUGGGCAAAAGGUGAAGAUUUUUAAGUGGACCUGACAAGUGGAUGCUACCCAAACCACCUCAACAUAAGUAGACAUGAAUCGUCCAAAUGAUGAGGCAACAUCUAAAUCCAUAUUUGCCUGGAAUUAUUUUCUGUGGGAAGUUCGUUUGGCACUAGUGACCAUUGGCUUCUUUUUCUACUUGGGAAUAUUUUGUUUUUCACAUUUUUUGUCUUCAUGGUUGAGUAUAACUUACCGCUCAUUGUCAGCAAAGGAGAAAGUCUUUUGGAAUCUGGCUGCUACACGAGGCGUGUUCGGGGUUCAGAGUUGUGUGGCUGGCUUCUGGGCUUUACUUCUAGAUCCAGUUUUUCAGGCUGACAAGGUUUAUUCCCAACAGGACUGGAGUUGGUUCAGUUGCCUCGUAGCCGCUGGCUUUUUUUUGCUAGAAAAUGUAGCCGUUCAUGUUUCUAAUUUUAUCUUUAAAACAUUUGAUUUAUUUGUAGUUGUUCACCAUUUUCUUGCCUUUGGUGGUUUUUUGGGUCUGAUAACCAACAUAAAAUCUGGACAUUACAUACCUUUGAUGGGAAUGCUACUUGAGAUGAGUACACCUUUCACUUGCAUGUCUUGGAUACUUUUAAAGGCUGGCCGAGCUAAUACUUUCUUAUGGAAGGCAAGUCAGUGGAUAAUGAUCCACAUGUUUCACUGCCGCAUGAUGCUUACCUACCAUAUGUGGUGGGUGUGUCUUUCCAAUUGGAAUGCUGUGAUGGAAAAUCUGGGAUUCCUAUAUUUUACUGUUCUAUUAACAGGAUUGAGUGCUGUUACCUUCGUACUUAAUCCGUACUGGACAUACAAAAAGACUCUUCAACUUUCUUCUCCUGUUGACUGGAAUUUUAGUGAUAGAACAAUGAAAAAUGGUUCAUCUGUGAAAGUAAAUGGAGAAACAUUCCAGAAGAAGGGGCUCUGAAACUGGCUUGGAUCUCUACGGGUUACCGUAAAAUCUGGUCAGAAAUAAAUAAGACGGAGAGCCGGGAAUAUGAAGCUGUGCCUAUCAAGGGAUCUAAAUUACUAGUUUCUAGUAAUGUUAUCUAAUUGGGAAUAUUAUUAACCUCAUUUAAUGAAUAUUGCAGGUGUGUCCUAAAUGUCGGACAUUCUUAGUCACAUGAGGAAAUAUUUUAUAAACCAGCAAAGUGCAGGAAACAAACUGCCUUGUCUGUCUGUCUUUAGAACCUGCAUUGCUGCUUCUAGGACUUGCUAUUUUGAACAUGUCAGCUUGUCAGACAGAUUACAGUCUAGAAAAGAUUCUAGGUCUUGUCUCAAAGAAUGUCCAGUACAGUUUUGCUACCUUAUCUAAUGAAUGCCAAAUGCCAAUCCAGUUUAAUAUCUAAUAUGAGAAGGGAGGGGUAACAUUACAUUUUCUUCCUAGAAAAACAUCCAAAUGUUUAACACCAAUGCUAGAACAUUAUGAAAUAUACUUUAGUUUAGAGAGUAAUUGGACAUUGAAAAUAUGAUCAUGACUUGGGUUUAACAUUUUUAAAAAAUAUUUCUCUUUAACAUGCUAUAGUGGCCAGUAGAAAAGCUAUAGACCUUAAAGAUUAUUUCCAAUACAUAACGCAUUCAAAUUUUGAUAUGGCACCUCCGGAAAGCUGCUGUUUUGCAUUUCAUUAUGAGAAAUAUUGAAGGUGGUUGAGCUUCCAGCUUUUUGCAUCCCCAAGUUUUAGACAAAUAAUUUAUAAAAUUCUAUUAAGUUUUGUUCUAUUCUGUUAAUCCCAGGCCCUAAAAUCCAACAUCAAUUUAUAAAUCUUAAAACUUUUCUCAAGCUAAGCAUUUUAAAAGAAGCUAUUAGCUAUUCCAAUAUUUAGUUACUGUGAAGAUUGCUGAAACUAAUCCUUAACCUAAUACUGUAUUUCAAUGGAAAGUUAUUGAACACUGCCACCUAAUGGCAGUUGUGACCCAGCAUGUUAUAAAAUUAUUUGGAAUAUACAACUACUAUAAAAGAUAAUACUUUGAGUUUGGUAUAUAUUCUUUUAGUAUAGGACAGGUAAUAUACAAUGCAUGAGAAUAUGAGAUUAAUGCUUUAUAUUCAAACUCAGUAUGGAAAUAUGUAAAUGAAAUACUUUGAAACAUCUCUUUCUCUUUCCACCCUAGUAAAAUUGAUAAAACAACCUAGUAAAAGUGAUAAAACUGCACAAAAUGUUAGCAUCUAAAGUUUUUUCCAAUUUCUAUUUUUCCCCUGUUUAGGAAACAGUAUUACAAUUGUGAAAGUUAGGCAUACAAGAAGUAUUAAACAUUUGCUCUAGUCAUUAUUUGGAAAGAAUAACAAUUCAGAGAGGCAAACUUUUGCAUAAUCUACAUGCACGUAUAAAAACUUGGCUUGAACCUCUGUAAUCCAUUUAUCAAUCAAAUCUUAAUGACCAGCAUAAUAAUAAUCUAAGUUAAGGUAGUAUCUUAAAUUAUCUUCACUACUCUUCAUUCUUGAUAUUUUGAAUUAUGCCAUAUUUCUAGCUAAAAUGUUACUGGGAAUAAUGUGACUAAUGUAUUUUUCUUGACUGUACUUAUAUUUUUGAGUAGCAGCAUAGUACGAGAUGAAAAAUUGAAAAUCUGCAUUCUGAAGAUGGUUGUGACCAUGUUUACAG